This is a messenger RNA of Sardina pilchardus (European sardine), 3188 nucleotides long. Its product is annotated as protein-glutamine gamma-glutamyltransferase 2-like. Gene Ontology annotation, biological process: peptide cross-linking. The record is from RefSeq and is a predicted model, not a curated record. The transcript has 14 exons. Gene Ontology annotation, cellular component: mitochondrion. Gene Ontology annotation, molecular function: protein-glutamine gamma-glutamyltransferase activity. NCBI's taxonomy places the organism in Eukaryota, Metazoa, Chordata, Actinopteri, Clupeiformes, Clupeidae. Bases 58 to 2331 code for a protein of 757 amino acids.
CCAAGACUGAGACCAAGACCAAGACCACUGAGGAGGAGAGCUCAGAAACCGAGAGCAAUGUGCACCACGGGGCCUUUAGAAAUCACGACGCUCAAGCUUCACUGUGAGAAGAACAACAGGGAGCAUCACACCAGCGACAUCAGCGUGAGCCGCCUGAUACUGCGUCGCGGCCAGCGCUUUGAACUGACAUUCCUCACCACGCGACCUGUCUUUGAGGAAACCGACACGGUGCUCCUCAUUGUUGAAACGGGGCCUUCACCCUCCGAGUCUAAGGGCACGCGCAGCGUGUUUGGUUUUCCGUUGCGUGUCGGCGGGAAGGGAAAGUGGAAGGUCCAGCUGUUGGAGAGCUCCUCGUCUUCCUUCACCAUGGGGAUCACCAGCCCCGCAGACGCCUGCGUGGGCUCCUACAAGCUCUCCAUCAGGUUGGGAUCGGAGAACGCCAUCCCCCAAACACUCGCAAGCCUGCUGCUCCUGUUCAACCCCUGGUGUGCAGAGGACUGGGUGCACCUCCCUCGAGAGGAUGAGAGGCAGGAGUAUGUGAUGGCAGAGCAGGGUGACAUCUAUAGAGGUACUCACCACUACAUGAGCUCCAUGGACUGGAGUUACGGGCAGUUCGAGGAGGAUAUCCUGGACAUCUGCUUAAAGCUGCUGGACAUGAACCCCAAGUGUCUGAGGGACGCUGAGGAGGACUUUUCUGCCCGCUGCAACCCCAUCUACGUAGGGAGGGUGGUCAGCGCUAUGAUCAAUGCCAACGGUGACCGCGGCGUACUGGCUGGCAAAUGGCAGGCGCCGUACACGGGCGGCGUGGCCCCGACGCACUGGGACGACAGCGUGGACAUCCUGCGCCACUGGCGCGACUCCAACUACUCCCCCGUCAAGUACGGCCAGUGCUGGGUGUACGCAGCGGUCAUGUGCACAGUUAUGAGGUGUUUGGGAAUCCCAUGCCGUGUGGUCACCAACUUCCAGUCUGCCCAUGACACCGAUAAAAACCUGACCAUCGACAAAUACUAUUCCGACGACGGUGUGCAGCCCAAAGAGGGUCACGACAGUGUGUGGAACUUCCACGUGUGGGUCGAGGCGUGGAUGAAGCGUCCAGACCUCGCUGCAGGGUCUACAUAUGAUGGCUGGCAGGUGCUGGACCCCACCCCACAGGAGAAGAGUACAGGGGUGUUCUGCUGUGGUCCCACUCCUGUGAAGGCUAUUCUGGAGGGACACACUGACAUGAAGUACGACGUGGGGUUCGUCUUCGCCGAAGUCAACGCUGAUCAGGUCACCUGGCUGCUGCAGGCUAACGGCUCCAAAUCUCGUCUCUACACUGACACCAGAUCAGUGGGCAAGAACAUCAGCACCAAAGCUGUGGGCAGAGACAGACGAGAGGACAUCACAGCCAACUACAAAUACCCAGAGGGCCUUCAGAGGGAGAGGCAGGUGUUUGAGGAGGCUGUGCGCCGCGGCAACAACACCACCCCCCGUUGUGGCGGCGCCCUGCGCCCUCCGACCCCGGUUACCCAGGUGACGCAGACGACCCUGAGGCCCUCGCAGGUGACGCUGCAGAUCGCGCAGACGAGCGUGCCGAUCGACGGCAAGGACGUGGAGAUGAGCCUGUCGCUGCGUAGCGACCACGCGUCGCCACGGGAACUGAGCGUGCGCCUGGUGGCCCAGGCCAUGAGGUUCACAGGUGUGGCCGACAGCCAGGUGUGGAGCGCCACCGAGAACGUCACGCUGCAGCCCAGGAGAGAGCAUAAGAUUCCCAUUCGGAUUCCGUAUCACAUGUACGGUGCUAAGAUGCUGGACAACAGCAGUCUGAAGAUCUCUGCGGUGGUGCGGGACAAGCAGCGUCCAGGGGAGGUCUACUUCACUGACGAGGACUUCGCCCUCGAGAGCCCCAAACUCACCAUUGAAACCAAGGGGAGCUGUGAGCAGUACAGUGAGAUGACAGCCACGAUCACGUUCCACAACGAGUUGUCCGUCCCCCUCAAAAACUGCGUCAUCUCUGUCGGGGGCAGCGGGCUACUUAAUGUUACAACAGAUGUCAGAGUUUCCGAUGUGGCUCCAGGUGAGAUCCUGCGUGUGCCGAUGCGUUUCACCCCUUACCGCGUUGGCUUCAGGAAGCUGGUGGCAGACUUUGACUGCAACGUCUUCAGGGACAUCAAGGCCCACUGCUACUUGAACAUCAAACCACGCCAGGAAACCUCGUGGUGUGGAGUCGUUCCCAACAGUCCAUUCUAUGACCUGCCAGUGGUGCGCCACUAUGCCCCAUACCCCUUGAUGCCAACGAUGAUGGCCAUGACGCUCGAUGAUGACAUAGUCCUUGGAGCACCUCGGUAUUGAGAUGAAGAUCGACACACCAUGUGGAUAAACUGGCUUGAAGUGUUAAACGCAUGGAUAUAGCCGAGGUGGAGCUGUAUACACACAUGGCUGUCUGUGUCUGUCUGUGUUGCGUUGAUCUGAAGAGUUUAAUGCAGUUCUUUAAAGGUGCUCUAAGGGAUGUCCAGCAAUUAUCCAAAACGAAAACAUUUUUUUGUCACAUAAAGCAAACGUUCCCAUUCGCUAGCUGUAUGUGCCCUAAAUACACGGUAAAAAAAACCCCACUGUCUCUGUGGACAGCCCCAGGCUCCAAAAACGGCAACAAAUCUAACUUGGUCCAGCCUGGAUCAUAAAAACAUAACAAACUGUUCUAGCCAAUCACUGAGGAGAUGUGCGUUUAGGAGAGUUUCAAUUGGAUGGUGGGGGGAGUGAGCUACUGUAGCUCUCUGGUUUGUCUGAAUGUCAACUGAAGUCACGCUACCCAACAUCGCUUAGAGCACCUUUAAGCUUAAAGAGCUUAUAAUUUUAUUUAUAUAUAUAUAUAUAUAUAUAUAUAUAUAUAUAUAUAAAUAUAUAAUUGCAAUAUUUUAAGUAAUCUUUGUAAUCACAGUUUUGACAAUGACGAUGAUGUUGAUAUAGUGUGGAUAGUGUGGGUCCUACCGUCUUUCUGGGGGAUUUGUGGGAUACAGGUAUUCUUUAUGAGUAAGUUGUAACUGUAAUUCACACCUAAAGAGGAGGUUGGAAAAGUAUAUGCUUGGUGGGUUGAAGUACAUGAUGUUGUGUGGUCAAAGACUAUCGAAUAGUUUUUUUCUAGAUUGUUUCUGUGUCUUCCUUUCUGUGAUUCCUUUGGUGAAUUACGAGUAGGGCAAUAAAUAUACAAU